Messenger RNA from Salvia splendens (bonfire salvia), 3613 nucleotides. RefSeq names its product nucleolar protein dao-5. The coding region runs from base 241 to 3231 and encodes 996 amino acids. Lineage: Eukaryota; Viridiplantae; Streptophyta; Magnoliopsida; Lamiales; Lamiaceae. Gene Ontology annotation, biological process: mitotic sister chromatid cohesion; DNA repair. The record is from RefSeq and is a predicted model, not a curated record. Gene Ontology annotation, cellular component: chromatin; nucleus. The transcript has 14 exons.
CUCUCUACAUCAAGCGGUAAUUUCUCUCUCUCUCUCUGCCAAUUCUGCUCUACUUUCCAUUUUUCAAUCCCAAUUCCAUUUUAGGGUUUGCUAGAAUUGCAAUUUCAAAAUUCACAACGGGAUAGUAGCUGUUCCCAGCAUUCAAACCAAAUCCUUCGUGUUCCCGGGCCUAGGGUUUCCUUUCCUGGGCAUUUGUUCAUGCUUUUUGAUUUCAGCUUUUGAUCUGUUAAUAGAGUGAGGAUGCCUUCGCUUUCCGAAAAGGAGCUACAAGAGCGGCUUGCCUCAGCUGGGAAGAGUCUUGCUCAGCCUCCUGCGUCGCUCGAUGAACUCCUCCCUCUCCUCGAUGAAGUCGAGCAACUUCUAUCAAAAGUGGAGCAGUCUCCUCCGAAAACUAUGCAAGCUUCUCUUAAUCCACUCACGAAGGUGCUCGUCACUACGUCACUCUUAGAGCAUUCCGAUAUUGACGUAAAAGUAGGUGUAGCUUCGUGCAUCAGUGAGAUAACCAGGAUCACUGCUCCGGAUGCUCCAUAUAAUGAUGAGAAAAUGAAGGAUGUCUUUCGAUUGAUUGUAUCAUCCUUUGAGGGUUUGGCAGACGUUUCCAGCAGAUCAUAUGAAAAGAGAGCCACUAUACUAGAAACUGUGGCCAAAGUAAGGUCAUGUGUCAUCAUGCUGGAUUUAGAAUGUGAUCAGAUGAUUGUUGACAUGUUUCAACACUUCCUGAAAGCUAUUAGAAGUUAUCAUUCUGCAAGCAUUAACACAAACAUGGAGACUAUUAUGACUCUUGUCAUAGAAGAAAGUGAAGAUAUAUCCACAGAUCUGCUUGCUCCAAUUUUGGCUACCUUGAGAAGCAACAAUAAGGCUGCUUCAGCAAUUGCUAAGAAAUUGGCUGAGAGAGUGAUUCAGAAUUCAGCUGACAAGCUUAGACCUUAUUUACAACAAGCAGUAAAAUCUUUAGGAACUUCAUUCAAUGAAUAUAGUGAAGUUGUGGCCUCUGUGUGCCGAGAGAACACUGAUACUGUUGGGCAUAGUAAUGAGAGCAUCUCAAAAAACCAGCCGGUGGUUAAGGAAAAGUGUACCAGUGCUUCUCCAGCUCAGGAUCCAGGAACUCCGGUUGCUCAGGAUGAUAGGGAAGGGACCAACUAUCAUGAAAAAGACUCCACUACUAUCAGAUCACCAAAGUCAGUUGUGAGUAAUGGUAUCAAUGAGACUGGGACCAAUAAAAUUACUACCGAGGAAAAUUCUUCAAACAAGGUUGAUUCUGAAGGCCAACUUGAUGCAAAGUCAACAGUCAAAGAUGAAUCUGAUGACCACGAUGCACAGGAACCUGAGAAGUUGGAAGCAGAAGCUGAAGUUGAAAAGGUGCAGACUGAGGCAGAAAACCAUGAUACUCCAGAUAAAGAUGUACAUACUUCUCCAAUUGAAGUUAUACCCGUUGAAGCUGCUGAAUCUCUGGACAAAGGAGAGGACAGAAGUGUUGAGGCUGUCACUGAAGCAUCUAAGCCAGUUGAGGCUCACUCUGAAGUGUCUAAACUUGUUGAGGCUGUCACUGAAGCAUCUCCGGCACAAAGUGGCAGCCACCCUGAUGAGAACCUAUCUGAAACAGAGGUUAAGGAAACAAAGGAAGAAAAGUUUGUUGAUGAAGAGAUGGUAUCCGUUGAUACUGCUCCUAAGAAAGCAUCUGAAGAAGAAUCCAUUUCAGAAGUAAAGAAGCAGCGGUGCUCAGGAAAAAAGCGAACCGAUGACUCGUCUGACAAGGAUAAAGCAUUGACUGAAGAAGCUGUAUCAAAGAAUGAUGAUGGCUGUGCAAGUGAUUCAGAAGCAAGAACACUGGACCAGGCAGAAGAGCCGAAGGAUGCUAGUAAUAAGAAAGCGCAUGGAUCAGCAUUGAAGAAGCAGCAGCGCUCAAGAAAAAAGCGAACGGAUGACUUGUCUGACAAGGAUAAAGCAUUGACUGAAGAAGUUGCAUCAAAGAACGAUGAUGGCUGCGCAAGUGAUUCAGAAGCAAGAACACUGGACCAGGCCGAAAAGCCUAAGGGUGCUAGUAAUAAGAAAGGGUAUGGGUCAGCAUUGAAGAAGCAGCAGCGCUCAGGAAAAAAACAAACUGAUGACUCGUCUGACAAGGAUAAAGCUUUGACUGAAGAAGUGGCAUCAAAGAACAAUGCAAGUGAUUCAGAAGCAAGAUCACUGGACCAGGCAGAAAAACCGAAGGAUGCUAGUAAUAAGAAAGAGUAUGGAUCAGCAUCGAAGAAGGAAGAUGUAAAAAAGAGUGGGCGUGGCAAACCUACCUCUGAAAAAGAGACCCCAAAACCUUCAGCAAGGAAGAACCAGGGGAAAGACACAGUUACUCCGCGCAAAUCCCAGUCAAAACCCACAAAACAUGAAGGAGUUCAGGAAGACACUCCAAGAACAAGCACCAAGAGAAAAAAUACUCCUGGCAAAGAGAAAGCAUCUGACCUAGAGCAUGGGGAGAAUUUGGUUGGUUCGAAGGUUAAAGUGUUUUGGCCAAAAGAUAAAGAGUAUUAUGAGGGUGUGAUUGCUUCAUUUGAUUCUGCCAAGAAAAAGCAUAGGGUUUUGUAUAAUGAUGGCGAUGAAGAGAUAUUGAACCUCAAAAAAGAGCAGUGGGAUUUUCUUGAUGAUGUGGUUUCAAAUGGGGGCCAGGAUGUUGAACAUUCAAGUCAUGAUACUUCCUCUGAUGUACAAGUAAUAAAGAGGAAGGCUAACAUGAGUUCUGAAACAACAAGCAAACGCCAAAAGGUGGAGGGUUCAGCUAAAAGCAAACAGAAAGAUACUCCAACAAAAACUGGCAGCAUCUCUAAGGAUGAUGGAAAAGCAGAGUCAGGGUCCAAAGGAAACUCCCAGAAGGCCAGUAAAAAAUCUGCGGAUAAUAGAUCUAAAGAUCAAUCUCAGAAAUCUGGGGGCACUGUUCAAGUUGAUUCUGCCAAAGCAUCCGGGAAAUCCAAAGAGGAGGAUGUCAGCAAAAACUCUAGUCAGACGAAACAAGACAACCUACGAACUCCAAAGUCAAAGGGCAAAACCACACCUGGUGGCAAGACCCUUGGUUCUGCAAAAUCAACGAAAUCUAGCACAUCGAAGGUGAAAGAAGCUGAUCAGAAGAAGGAAAAAACACCUGAUACUGCAAAAUCAACAGAAACAGCAGCCAAAGGGAAAGCCACAGAUUCUGCCAAAUCACGAGAAGGUGAUGCUAAGGUUGGAAAGAAGCGAAAGAAGUGAAUUAUAUCUUGGCGUGGUUCCCCUCUGGGGUGAGUUGUCUUUUUUCACAUAUCAAGUUACUCUGUAGACUUUCCUACCAUUGUAGGCUAAGUUAGACUUGGAUAAUGUCAACUGCCAUAGCUUUAGCAUUUGUCAUUGUAGUUGGUAGUGGUUAUGUUGGAGGUAGUUACUUCUGGUGUUGGUGUUUUUUUUUUCUUUCUAAAUCUAGAACAUUUGUCAUCAUCUUUUGGUGUUGGUUAUUUUCGUUCGUACAUUAAUUAUGGUAAUCGACAAUAGUUCGACCAGUUCAUGUAACAUAUAAGUGCAAUAUUUGGGGUGAAUCUUUCACCAGAGAUGAUUAUGGUGAAAUUGAAUUUGAAGUAAUGCUUUAAGGUUUUCUGGA